Hibiscus syriacus is the source of this 546-nucleotide messenger RNA. RefSeq lists its product as uncharacterized. The transcript has a single exon. Gene Ontology annotation, molecular function: calcium ion binding. NCBI's taxonomy places the organism in Eukaryota, Viridiplantae, Streptophyta, Magnoliopsida, Malvales, Malvaceae. The coding region runs from base 65 to 457 and encodes 130 amino acids. The record is from RefSeq and is a predicted model, not a curated record.
CUAAAAUUAAAAAGAAAAAAUAUUAUUUUCCAUAAACCAUUAUAUAUAUUUAUUAUCUACAAAAAUGAGUGUAGCUGUUCUUGAUAGCAACACAGUGAUUAAAUUUAUAGAAGCAAAAGAAGCAUUCGAAAAAUGUGUCGAGAAAUACUUCAAACUGGUCGAUUCGAACGGGGAUGGAGUGAUUUGUCGUGAGGAUUUCCGAGAAGGGUCGUGCUGGCUCUUCACCGUGGAACUUAAAUCGGCAACGAAAGAAGAUGUCGAUGAAUUCCACCGUAUGAUUUUCGACAAGUUCGACAAGGAUCACAACGAGAAGCUCGAUUUUAGGGAGUUCAAAUCGCUGGUGGAGGAGAUCAUGCUGGCCAUGGCUCGUGGGAUGGGCAGUUUGCCCGUCAUUGUGGCUCUUGAUCAAGAUAGCUUGCUCAGGAUGGCGGUUCAACAUGAAAUUGCUUCUAAAUGAUGUGGGAUUUUCUGCAUUUUUUUAAUAGAAAAAAGGGUUUGUUUUAGGAUUUAUUUAUUUUAUAUAUUAUUUGUUUUUACAACUGUUGA